Molecule: messenger RNA, 855 nt
Organism: Daldinia decipiens
Lineage: Eukaryota; Fungi; Ascomycota; Sordariomycetes; Xylariales; Hypoxylaceae
Exons: 1
Coding region: 1-855 (284 amino acids)
Source: RefSeq, a predicted model, not a curated record
AUGUUUGUAAGCGAUCGUCUCGACGAUGUUUCACAUUUUCCAAUAUUAGUCGAACGCGAAGACGUGAGAUCUAUUGUCGAGAAAACUGUGAACAAAGCGGAAGGGGUCUUUCUCUGGGUACGGCUCGUACUCACCGCCGUUGAGGAUGGUAUACUCAAUGGCGAUGGCCCCUCAGAUCUAGAGUCAAAAAUCGACACAUUCCGAAGCGAGAUCAAGGCUCUUUACCAGUACUUAUUCGAUUCGAUUCACUAUACAGAUCGUCCAAAGGUUUUCGAGGCUUUGGGGAUGGUAAGAAUGGCACAAGAUAUGAGACAUGGACCCAAACUACCUCUACUCCGGUUCUUCUUCCUCGACAAGGUUAUGGACGAUCAAAACUAUGCGAUGGAAAUGGAGAUUGGGAAUAUGCCGAAAGAAGUUAUUACGCGGAUACUACAGAUCACUCGGAAGCAAACAUAUGGACGCUGCAAAGGUCUCCUGGAUGUUUGCCCAAUAAAGAUCCCACAAGGUAAUUUCCCGUGUCUGUCUCUACCCGAUGAUGGCGAAGUCACAUUCAUGCAUAGUACUGCAUAUGAGUUUCUAGAGGAGGAUUCCAUAAAGGAAACCAUCAAUCGCACUGUGGGACAUAUCGACUUUUUCGAUCGCAUCUGUCAGACAUUCCUUGCGUUUACUAAGUUCUCUAGACAAGCUUGGUACUUUCAUGGCGAAAAGAGAUAUUUCAGUCCUCCUUUUGAUUGGGAACUAAGCUCUAUUCUGUGCUUUGCCGCUUUCAAUACGCCUGUCUUCCUUUCUGAUGGUGGCACACGCCAGCGUCAUGAUCGUUUCCCCAAUGAGGCUCUGCCAUACUCGACAAUGUAG